Molecule: messenger RNA, 2909 nt
Organism: Suncus etruscus (white-toothed pygmy shrew)
Lineage: Eukaryota; Metazoa; Chordata; Mammalia; Eulipotyphla; Soricidae
Gene: CDC42SE2
Product: CDC42 small effector 2
Exons: 5
Coding region: 433-687 (84 amino acids)
Biological process (GO): regulation of Rho protein signal transduction
Cellular component (GO): plasma membrane
Molecular function (GO): small GTPase binding
Source: RefSeq, a predicted model, not a curated record
AAGGUGUGAGUGGACUUUUUUUGUUAGUGCAACCUUGAACCCAAAUGAAAAGAAACCUUCAAGGAACAACGUCUGACAGUGAGUCUGCAAUCAUCUUUGUGCUUGCUAUAGAAUGUUCUCAACCCAGAAUAGCUGAAUGGGUGCUGUUUGUAAGGAGUGGCUAUCUGAUACAUGCCUGAGUCAAGAUACAGUUUUUAAAAUCUUCCUGGUGGUUCAGAAACAAGUCUCUGUAGCAUCAGAAGCAAAGAAGGAACUGACUUUUUCUUUAUGAAAUUGACUAUAUAAGAUACAUCAAGAAGCAAAACACAGAGAAGUAAUACAAGUUUGUCAUCAUUGAAGAUUGAUUAUAUUUAGGAGUGUGCUUUGUAAAGCUUCCCAAGUUGAGAUUUUUAGAAACUUCAUUGGUGCUUAUUUAUACCUGGGACUAUAAGCAUGAGUGAAUUCUGGUUGUGUUUCAACUGCUGUAUUGCAGAACAGCCCCAGCCUAAAAGGCGUCGGCGGAUUGACCGAAGUAUGAUCGGAGAACCCACCAACUUCGUACACACGGCUCAUGUGGGGUCAGGAGACCUGUUCAGUGGGAUGAACUCGGUCAGCUCCAUCCAGAAUCAGAUGCAGUCCAAGGGUGGCUACGGGGGUGGCAUGUCAGCCAAUGUGCAGAUGCAGCUUGUGGACACUAAGGCAGGAUAGCACUGGUGACCCCUGUUCGGUCAUUGAGAUUUUUAAUUUUACUUUCCACUAUUCUUUUUUUUUUUUUCCUGUCCUGUAAUUGCUUUUCUUUUCAAUUACACAAAAGAAGUGUGGUGGCGUCUUGUUCAGCCUGUUGUGAUUCCUCCAGUGACACGUUACUGUUCGCUCCGAAGCUGCGCAUGUCAGAUGACCCUGCAGUUCCUUCAGCUGCCUGCAUGCCGGGGACUCGUGGACUGAGUUCUUUGGAUUGUGGCUUAAUUUUUCCUUUUUAGCAAUAUGGAUCUAAUCAUAGCAUGGUAUCUUUCAUGAAUGCUAUUUAACAUUCUUUUUCCAUUUUAAAUAUCUCCACCUUUUAGCCUUAUGAUUUUAUUGGUAAGCAAGGACCUGAUGUUAUUUGUAAUUGGUCAUAUUUAUGUAUAUUUUGGAAGGUAUGAGACCCACAAGCACAAUUGUGAUUCAUUUGAAGUUUCGGCAGAGACGAUAUCUGCAUGCUUAUGAAAUUGCUUCAUAGGGGGUAGGGAUCGUGCUGCUAAGUAGAGACCAUUUAUAGCUGUGUGCAGCUUUGUCACAGCCUCAAGCUUAUUUUAGAAGUGUGGAUCCUUGGCCUAUUAGAAUGACAAUAAAAACUGCUUGCAUCCAUAAGGCACUCACUCUGUUGUAAAUGUUCAGUGUAUUUAUUUUGAGAGCAAGGACCUGUAAACAGGUGUGGCUUUGUAGCUGCGUGUUGGGAUGAUUCCCUUAGCCAGUCUGUUUGAGUCCUCUUUCUAUUUUUGUUUUUAUCUUGUUUGAUACUGUGUCAUCCAGUUAUUUCUAGGAGCAUUCUGUUGAACAUUUGGCCUGUACUGCUAACUGCAGACUCGAGUUGUUGGCCUUUCCAUAGUCUACAUAUUUUGGGGGGCAGUGGAAAGACCAAGAGCCAGUAAAACGGCCACACAGAGGCCUGCACCGAGACCUUCAUGGUGCUGGUGAGAGUUCUUCGCUCAGGUUCCAACAUACGUUUGUUCUUUACUAUUAUAGUGUGUAAAUGCUGCUUCUGCCCCAUAGGGGUGUGGUAUAUAGGCAGCUUAUAGUUUACUGUUAAUGUUUAAAUCUUGUUUCCAUCUCAGCCCUGUCUUAACUUCAUAGGAGUUACAUUUCAUAUAGUAGAUGGGGUUCAGCUUAAAAAGCUACCAGGAAUUAGGUAAUUUAAUAAAAAAGAGGAAUCAUUUUCUCUUACCCUUUUCCUUAGUCCUCAGGUUUUUAUGAAACAGGUAACUGAAUAAAUAUUAGGGUUAUAGAGGCAAAACAUGAAAGCAAUUAUUCUUCUAAAAAUAGUUACCCAAUACCAAGAGGCACUUGCAUUACCCAGUGUUUGUGCUUGUAUCAUUUUGAGCCUUCUUAGGUAUCAAUCCCAGAGAAAAAUCUGUCCACAAAAAGCUUGAAUUUCUCUGUUGUCAUUAACUCACUGUGUAGAGACUGAUUUGUGCAAGCUCAAAAAGACAGAUUGGAGCUGCCUAGCACUGGUGCGAUAUAGUCUACUUCUAUAUUGACUUAUAAUUAGUACAACUUUUAUGCUUGUCAUAUAAUGCUCAGAACAGAGUACAGAAACCCAUAGUCCCUGCUCCAAAUACUCAAACAAGCUCUGGAAUUUCCGUGGAAAGCCAAAGGCUGCACUCGUCAGCCUGUAACUGUUCUGCAGCUGCCACUGACUCAUAGGUACAGCAGUCACCAGGAAAGGUGCUGCUCAAUUACUUUAAAUGUCUAAGAUUUCUAACCUAGAUUAGAAUUUCGUUUGGGGGAAAUUAAGCAGCAUUCCCAAGUAGAAUUGUUUCUUUUGUAUCUCUUAAAAAUUGAAGCACAUAGAAUUUUUCUAUUCAGAUUUCAUUAGAUUGUUAACAACUUGUUAAGUGAAAUGAUAUAAUGACCAGGUGCUUUUCCGUAGUGCAGGUAAAAUAUGUAUAAGGUGGAAAUGGUAACUGGGUACAAUAUCUCCAAAGCAGCAUUGGUGGGCCUUUGAGAGUAAUUUAAGUAGAUUAGCUUCCACUUCAGCAAGUUUGCCUUGAUUUUGUUUAAAUUGACUUAUGCUCAGCACCCAGAAGAGAAAAUUGACAUAUUUUUAUAAUAUAAACAUACUUUUUUUGUACAUUGUGUUCAUUCUUGAAUAAAGUGGUCAGUGUUGGCUUGUAGAUAUUAAAAAGAAAAGUAUUGAUUUUUGAGUCAAUAAAUGUUUUCUUUCAAUCUGG